UGCUGUGGGUGGAGGUGGUGGCCGCGCGCCGUGUGUGUGGACAGGCCAUUCGACAUAUCAAUAUUGCCCUAACAUUUAUCUUUUAAAUUAUUUUUCAUAAUGCACCCCUGGCAAGAAAUAAGCGUCAGUUUUUCAGUCUACGUUCAUUGAUCUUGAUAAGCCUUGCACCAAUGUCGUCAGAGGCUGACACAGGUGGAGCAGGGGCAUAUGCCUCAGUUUUCUCUGUCUCUGAUCGGGUGGUGUGGCUGGGAAGCCUGGGCACUCGUCUGGGCACAGUCCGCUGGUUGGGCGAGCUGCCCCAGCUACGCUCUGGCACCACUGUUGGCAUAGAACUGGACUACGAGCUACCUCGCGGUGGAACGGACGGAUGGCACGAGGGCCGAUUUCUGUUCCGAGCGCGCGCCAAACAUGGUCAGCUGGUGUCACCCCAGGAGUUGGUCCUGGAGCACCGCUACUUUGGAAAGCCCGACCCAGCCUGCUCGGAGCAGCAGCCGCCGUUGCCGGUGCCCGGACCAAAUCUCACGGCCCGGGAUCUCAUUGAGGACGCCAUGGCGCGUGUGGCGGCCGAGCAGAGAGUCCUCCGGGACCGCGGACGGCGACCGGAGGAGGCUGGAGAGGUGCUGGUGGGGGAGGGAGCCGGCCCGGCCGCGUACGGAGCGCCGCUUACCAUGCUGGAGCCCCCCUGGAGAGUGGCUGCCGCCCAGGCCGCCGCGAGGGGACACAAGCGGGCCGAGUGCUGCAGGUGACACCACCGCCACCUGCCGGUGACCUGAGGAAACUCA
Molecule: messenger RNA, 782 nt
Organism: Amphibalanus amphitrite
Lineage: Eukaryota; Metazoa; Arthropoda; Thecostraca; Balanomorpha; Balanidae
Exons: 5
Coding region: 171-746 (191 amino acids)
Source: RefSeq, a predicted model, not a curated record